AUGUUUUCCUCGCAGUUGAUCUCUCUAUCUGCAAAUCUCUUCUUUCAAUCCGUGGUCAAGCAUUUGCUCACGCAAGGGGACGCCAUGAUGCUUGCCGCAAUGUCAAGCUUAGAGGAUCAGGGGAUAUACUUCCUCGCUUCUAAUUAUGGUGGUCUUAUAGCUCGCGUCCUUUUCCAGCCAAUUGAGGAGAGCUCUCGCACCCUCUUUUCGUCGCUCCUGGGUCUCAGUGACGUAAAUGGAGAAAAUCCAAGAAACAUUGAGGCUGCUAAGACUCAUCUUACCGAUGUCAUGAAGGCAUACGGGAUCCUAUCUGCUUUCAUCUUUCCUUUGAACCCCGUCAUAAUCAAGCAAAUUCUUCACCUAUUGGGAGGGACAGAAUGGGCUGGUUCUGAGGUCUAUCGACUACUUUCGCUUUAUUGCUUCUAUAUACCUUUUUUGGCAUUUAAUGGCAUAACAGAGGCCUUUGUCUCGUCUGCUGCUAAUGGGUCAGAGCUUCGAUCGCAGGCGGGCUGGAUGGGGGUUUUCUCGGCAUGCUUUGCGUUAGCGGCCUACCUUUUCCUGAGCGUUGGCGAUCUCGGCGCUCGUGGCUUGGUGUAUGCCAAUAUAGUCAACAUGACAGUCCGCAUACUUUGGAGUCUACAUUUCAUACGAGAGUACAUGCACCAUCAUGACAACGACAUAACGUUGACCGAGCUCUGCUUGAGUCCUCAUACCUAUAUUACAGGCUUUCUAAUGACCACAAUCACGAUACUCGGGCCAGAGCUAUUCCACAGCGAUUCUCAUGGUCUGAUAGGGACGGCAGGGUUUUGCGCCUCCUAUAUUAUUCUAAUGUGA
Molecule: messenger RNA, 834 nt
Organism: Aspergillus fumigatus Af293
Lineage: Eukaryota; Fungi; Ascomycota; Eurotiomycetes; Eurotiales; Aspergillaceae
Product: oligosaccharide translocation protein RFT1
Biological process (GO): glycolipid translocation; dolichol-linked oligosaccharide biosynthetic process
Cellular component (GO): endoplasmic reticulum membrane
Source: RefSeq, a predicted model, not a curated record